AUGAGGACAUCAUCUCUGUUGGCCUUGUUGGCUACCGGUGCCCAAGCCAUCUGGCCUCUGCCUUCGAAAUAUACAUCUGGCCACGGAGUGCUUUUCAUUGAUCAGGCCAAGGUCAAGGUCACCUACAAUGGACCUGGACAUGUGAGCCUUUCUUCCCUCUUCCCCGGUGAUCCGAUGUUUACUUAUGGCGAGCAGCAGCCGCAGGGCAACAAGCAGAGUGGGACUGCUGGAGCACCGCGGAUCAUCUCGAGCGCCAUUGAUAGGACAUACGACACUCUGUUCAACAAGAACUUCGUGCCCUGGAUGCUUCAUCCGAGACUGUCGAAUUUUGAACCUUCGCCCAAUGGUGCGGCGUAUGUGUCGUCGAUCGUCCUCGACCACACCGGACCAGAUCCUGGUGCAGAUGCUGCCGAGGUCGAUGAGUCGUAUAGUCUGCAGUUGACCAAGGACGGAAAAGUCACUGUCACUGCGAAGACUGCGAUUGGAAUUCUCUAUGGACUUACAAGUUUCACACAGCUGUUCUACAAGCACUCGAACGGCGACGUGUACACCGACAAAGCCCCAGUCUCCAUCACAGACUCUCCAAAGUUCAAGUGGCGUGGACUCAACGUCGACACAUCCAGGACUUUCAAGCCAAUGGCCGACAUGUACCGCACUGUAGAUGCUCUGGCUUACAACAAAUUCAACCGCCUGCAUUGGCAUGUGACUGAUGCUCAGACCUGGCCAAUUGAGAUCCCAUCGAUGCCGGAGCUCGCAGACAAGGGCGUCUACGUUAACUCCCAGAGGUACACGGCUGAGGACUUCAAAGCACUGCAAGAGUACGGCGAGCAACUCGGUGUCAAUGUCGUCACGGAAUUCGACAACCCAGGCCAUACUUCCUCCAUCUGGUUCUCCCAUCCCGACCUGAUCGCAGCUUUCAACGUACAACCCGACUGGACAAAUUACUGCGCCGAACCACCCUGCGGAACGCUCAAACUCAACUCCCCCAAAGUCUACGCCUUCCUCGAGAAACUCCUCGACGACUGGCUCCCACGCGUGACCGGAACCCGCUACUUCCACCUCGGCGGCGACGAAGUCAACAAAAACGCCUACACCCUCGACGACACCGUCCAUAGCAACGCCAGCAACAUCCUCCAACCCCUCAUGCAAAAAUACAUGGAUCGCAAUAUGAACCAGGUAACGAAGAAAUACUCCCUCACCCCCCUGGUGUGGGAAGAAAUGCUCCUGGAGUGGAACCUCACCCUCCCCAAAGAUACCAUCGUCCAAACCUGGCAGAGCGAUGAAGCCGUCCUGCAGACCGUGCAGAAGGGCUACCGGGCUCUCGCGGGCAACUCGAAUUACUGGUAUCUCGACUGCGGCAAGGGCCAAUGGCUAGAUUUCUAUCCGCAGAACGCGGCGGGCUUCUGGCCUUUUACCGAUUAUUGCUCUCCCGUGAAGAGUUGGAGGGACAUGUACAGCUAUGACCCCCUCCAGGGCGUUCCGCCGAACCUGCAACAUCUUGUCCACGGAGGCGAGACGCAUAUCUGGAGUGAGCAGACGGAUAGCGUGAAUCUGGAUAAGAUGGUGAGUCCUCCCGCCACCCUCUCGUGUUGAAGAAAGGGUUUCCUUGCUGAUGUGUGCUUUUCUUUCAAAAGGUCUGGCCACGAGCCUGCGCCGCGGGCGAAGUCUUAUGGAGCGGAGCUAAGGAUGCGUCGGGACAGAAUCGCUCGCAGGUCGAGGCUUCCCCGAGACUUGCGGAGAUGCGCGAGAGGCUUGUCGCGAGGGGUGUCGGUGCCGAGCCCAUCCAGAUGCCGUUCUGUACGCAGAAUGGCACGCAGUGUGCUUUUCCUGCCCCUUGA
This is a messenger RNA of Lecanosticta acicola, 1838 nucleotides long. The record is from the annotation of a GenBank genome assembly. Lineage: Eukaryota; Fungi; Ascomycota; Dothideomycetes; Mycosphaerellales; Mycosphaerellaceae.